UUGCAUUCAAAAAGAAAAAUCGCCUAAAAUACCUAAAACCAUAGAUAACUAGAGAUAACUCUACUUUAUGGUUAUAGUAUUGUGAAUUUUGCAAAAAUUUGAUUUGAUUGCAAUUUACAUCGCUAAUUAGAAGCAAACGCUCGCGUCAGGCGUUGGUCCGUUACUGAUAUUGCUGUAGGUGCAGUGUUCAUCUUCGUCUUCAUCGUCUUUUGUACUGAAUUACGGAUAUUACACCAUCUCAGAAGGACCACGAACCAGAUGCCAUUGCCAACAUCUAGAAGGAGAAGCGAGAACUUACAUAUAUGUAGCUGUAGCAGCUAGAAUACGGUCAAACACUUUGUUCGUGUAUCACUGUGUUACUCGACUCAUUCGCCGUAUUUGAAUCGCUACUCGCAAGUGAUGUAGGAAUUGUGACAUCGUCAACUCGUCGUACACCUACACACGCACGCAGUUAGCGCAGUAAUUUAGAACGAAGCGAAUGACGUGUGCAGCGUGAUCUUUCAUUCACAAUGGGAAACAAUCAUAGCUUUCAUAUACUAAACCAUAGUCACAAAAGCGUAUUACCAAACAGUAGCAGUUCUAAAACAGAUUUACAGCCCAAGACUGUCUCUCCGGUGGAACAUCUGUCUCCGAUGGAAAAAUUGGGCAAACUUUUGGCCCAAAGAAGCUUACAAGAAGAUUCUAUCAAUGGCGUUGCCUGCGGAGUUUUCAAGAGAUACUUGUUUCCGCACUAUACGGAAAUCGGAAAACGUUUGUUCUCCUAUUUAUGUACCUCAUCUUGCGGCCCUGCUUCGUCGCACGUAAUCAGUGUGAGUAAUUUUAAAACGCAAACCGAGAAGCUUUUGGGUAUCAUGUCCGAUCAUCAAUUAAUACAAAUAUAUGUUACGAUGUACGCCGAUGGAAAAGAUAAAAUGGUAAUCGAUCAGUUUCACGAGCUGGUGUACGCUGUUUAUAAACUAGCGAUGGAUCAUUACCCGGAUGGUCCGCAAUCGUGUCGUUAUAUUUUCACUACCAUCAAGGCGGUGGUGGAUUCUGCGUUUCAUAAAAAGUCCGAAUUAAAAACCACCUACCUUGCGAACUGGAUUACGCACAAUUGUCCGCGAUUGAUUCUGUUGCUGCAUCGGUAUAUCGUUCACGUGUUGUCGACUGGCUACAGAAGUAUCAUCGAGAAACCUCAAGUGGAGCCUUCGGAAUUGGAAUUGACGACUCCUGUGCUCGAAAAAACGCCUUCGUUCGAAGUACGUCAACCGUUGUUACCUGUUUCGCAAGUGUGGAUUUUGGCUACGACGCUUCCUCAGCUUUACAUUCAACCGACCCAACAUCACAGUUCUCCUUGUAUGGCUCCAACUUUCUUAUCUAAAAUUAUGGACUUGUCUUGCCCAUCCCAUUGGACAUUGCUGUAUAAUAGUAAUCAACACGGCAUAGGCACGAACAGAUUUUUGCAUCAUGUAUUGGGCUACCGAGGGCCGACGUUGACUUUUUUGAGAGGCAGCGAAGACGUAGAAUUCUGUUUGGCUGCCACCGACGAGUGGAGAGAGUCGCACUUAUUUUGGGGAGGCGAAGACUGCAUGCUGAUACAAAUUUUACCCUUGUACAAAGUGGUCGAAAAAGGAGCCAAGCUAGUGUACCUGAAUACGUCGAUUCGCGGAUAUCCGUUGGGAAUACGCGUCGGAGCGGACCCUAGAGCACCGUCCUUGCAAGUGGAUCAGUCUUUCGAUAAACUUACUUAUUGCGGAAUACCUUACGCGUUGAAUAAUAUGGAAGUGUGGGGUUGCAGCUCGCCCAAAUCUAGAGAAAUUCAACUUCAAAUAAAAGAUUGGGAGGUGAAACAGGCGGAGAGUAACAGAAAAGUGAAAAUCACCUCGUCCGAUUGGCUGGAUCACCCUGAUAGAUAUCUUCUCGAAUUGGCCGGAAGAACGUCGUACGCGACCGGCGGCAGCAGCAGUAGCGCUAGCUGAUGGCUGAAAAUUUUCAACGCGCCAUUACUCGUAGCUACUAGCUAGUACUUACUGUUUUCGUGUCACGUUUUACAUCUUACAUUUUCGCCUUCUGUCGACGCUAAUGAAUUUUUUUUUCACCUUGCCGCGUUCUCGUCCUGCUACCGGAUGAAAAAUUGCGUAUCACGGACUUACCUACCUACCUAUCUACCGAGCUACCUACUCGUAUACUGUCAUAAUGUGUACCUAUACAUGUACGAUACAAUAUUAUCGUCCCGUGAUCCCGUGAUCGUGGUAAUUUCUGCGUUAUACGUAGUGUUCGUUGCGCAGUACUUACUCGACAUUAUUCGUUUAAUCGAGUACGAUCACGUUCCUGAUCUGUGAUACCGAGUUACUACACGUAAAUAUAUACAUAAUAAACUAAAUUAUUCGAUGUACCUAUCUGCCUACCUACCUACCUGCGUUUCUUUGUAGCCACGCAGUGGGCAGGUAGCACGGUACGGGCUCAUCGGUUGCUGUAGCACCCAAAUGUCGCUCAGCGCGCACACCUCGAGCGACCACGAAAUUCACUGCUGCGAGUGACCUUUUUCUCGUUUUUUUUUUUUUUUUUUUCAAAUAAUUGCCGUUUCAGUUUUUCGAUAUUUCUUUCUUACGUACGUUCGUUUGUUCGUUCUGCUUCUGCCUUUUGGAAAUUUUCGUCCACCGUUUUUUUAUUCAGCUACCGAUUAUGCGAUUGUGUGCCUAUUUACAUGUUUUUGCGCUCGUCAAUGUUCUCGGAUAUCGACGACGCUAUCAAAUAACUAAUAAGUCGAGUACAUUCGCGUCAUUACGGUACAUAACUUUAACUUACUCUUUUGCUUAUACGAGUGUGCGUGCGUGGUUCGAUUUGGAUGCUGGGUGCAGGGUGCAAUGAUAGUGAAUAAUGUAUCAGGUACCGCAGGUAGUGGAACGAAUGCGCGGAGCGGCGAGUUGAUUGCAAGGUGGUGAAAAAUCCUCGGUUUAACUGAUCGUCGGAUAUGCCGAACUCGGCUUUACUCGAGUAUUCGAGGUAGUCGUUUAGUCGUAUAAGCAUUGCAAAGGAUACGCAAUAGACCUACCGAAACACAAAUACAUACAUAUGUACUUAGGCCUACCUAGAGACCUACUCGAUAGACGACACGAAUGGUUAGGCUACCUUCGUGUAUUAUUACUCGUAUUCGUACUCGAAUUCGUACUCGUACUCGUAUAUUAUCUGAAACGAACGUCCGUCCAUGAUUUAAUGUAUGUACUUACUUAUUUACUUAUUUGGAAAUAUAUAUAUUUACAUUUUCGUUUCUUA
This is a messenger RNA of Planococcus citri (citrus mealybug), 3255 nucleotides long. RefSeq lists its product as uncharacterized. The transcript has 12 exons. NCBI's taxonomy places the organism in Eukaryota, Metazoa, Arthropoda, Insecta, Hemiptera, Pseudococcidae. Bases 510 to 1958 code for a protein of 482 amino acids. Gene Ontology annotation, cellular component: nucleus. The record is from RefSeq and is a predicted model, not a curated record. Gene Ontology annotation, biological process: response to oxidative stress.